This is a messenger RNA of Macroventuria anomochaeta, 697 nucleotides long. RefSeq lists its product as uncharacterized. The record is from RefSeq and is a predicted model, not a curated record. NCBI's taxonomy places the organism in Eukaryota, Fungi, Ascomycota, Dothideomycetes, Pleosporales, Didymellaceae. The coding region runs from base 278 to 514 and encodes 78 amino acids. The transcript has 3 exons.
ACGCUGGAUCCUUGUUCAAAGAAGCUUUUCGUCGCAUUGGAAGCCACACAGGAGCCGCCUGUUGCACCCACCAGUGCGUUCAUCUACCUCAUUGAAAAAGCGUCUACCGAACUGUCCACCAAAGCGUCCGCGCACGCUACCUGAGUUUCCUGGAGAAGUGAUCGAACUCAGCCAGCGUGCAAGUGCCGUAUAAGCUGGGGAUAUAGUCGGUGGAGGCGGCGAGUAUGAGGAUGUUGGAAUUGAGGAAACUGGUGAUCCUUGCCCUGAAGAAGAGGUUAUGGAGGAGGGCAUUAGCUGGGAAGAUUUUCAAGCUGUUGUAAGUGUACGGUACCGCGGUUGCUUUGGUGAUCUAGCCAAUCACCCGCUAGUGGCUUCUGACAGCUUCUUUAAUUGGAAAGUUGACAAUAUUGCUCUGUUUGAAGUGUGGGAGUGGAUUGACAAGGUGGUGAGCGAACUUUGCGUCCCUACCACAUUAAACUGCUUGCAAGAAGCAUUGCUUCAACACGCUUUGUAAAUAUACUUAUAAAGUAGACUACUACACUCUCAACGUCUACCUACACCUUGUAGCAAAGUUGCACCCUAAUUGCUAUAAUAAUCGUUGAGAGAGAAAUAAUAGGCUGACAUUUCUCUAGUCACGGGUUAUCACCAACACACGUGGCACACAUGACCUCCAUACUCCAUAAACCGUCACACGGUC